Botrytis deweyae is the source of this 189-nucleotide messenger RNA. RefSeq lists its product as uncharacterized. Lineage: Eukaryota; Fungi; Ascomycota; Leotiomycetes; Helotiales; Sclerotiniaceae. The coding region runs from base 1 to 189 and encodes 62 amino acids. The record is from RefSeq and is a predicted model, not a curated record. The transcript has a single exon.
AUGCCGCUGACUCAAGAGAAUCUUAGUGCGGGUUCCGAAGGGCAUAAUAGCCAAGCCGGUCCGCGUACUCAUAAAAGUAGCCGUUCAAACCCGGAACUCAAACGCAACCACCGCAAUGGCGUUCAAAUUAUGAAAUCUACAGACAUGACAGUGAAGUCAAAGCAGCACCUAGUAAAAGGUCUCAUUUGA